AUGGAGGUCCCAGCUCACGACCUGUUCCAAAGACUGUCGACGUCGAUCUCAAAGCUAUACUUAAGCCCACCGCCUGAGAAUGUCCUUCCCUCAACGAAUACGUUGAGUGCUGCUCGCUCUAUGCUUCAUCCCCACCUCCAGAGCCAGGGCGUGGGUCUCGAAGAAAGCAUACGGCACAUACAAGAGGACCUCGCCCCAGCCUUCAACAGUAGUUCCCGCUCUCCUAAUUACUACGGCUUUGUGACCGGUGGUGCGACACCAGUAGCACUGCUUGCUGACAACCUGGUCACAGCCUAUGACCAAAACGUGCAAGUUCACCUACCAAAUGAGACCAUCGCCACAGACGUUGAGGAUCGAGCUCUUUCUCUAUUGUGCGAGUUGCUCAAUUUCGAACCAGAACAAUGGCCACAUCGCAUAUUUACCACAGGUGCGACGGCAGCCAAUAUCCUGGGGCUGGCGUGUGGACGAGAGUAUGUGAUUGCUGAAGCCUCAGCACAUCGUACAGACGUCGAGAUUAGCGUUGGCGAACUUGGUAUCACGGAAGCUAUGCGGAAAGCUGGUAUCGACGAGAUCCAAAUCUUGACCACGGUACCGCACUCAUCGCUGAGCAAGGCGGCAAGCAUACUGGGUCUGGGGCGGACGAGCGUUAAGUGUCUAGGACAGCCAGAUGCGCCGCACAAAUUUGACAUGCAGCUACUCAAGAAGUCUCUUGAGCGACCUGGUGCCGCAUCGAUCGUGGCUAUCUCUGCAUCAGAAGUCAACACAGGAGUCUUUGCGACUUCUGGGCUAGAAGAAAUGCAGGAGAUGCGAAAGCUGUGCGACAUGUAUGGAGCAUGGAUACAUGUGGAUGGUGCGUUUGGGCUCUUCGGCCGCAUAUUGACCUCACCCGCGUACUACUCUAUUACCCGAGCUUGUGAAGGUCUUGAGCUUGCGGAUUCGAUCACAGGUGACGCGCACAAGCUGCUCAACGUACCAUACGACUGUGGCUUCUUCUUCUCUCGACACCGCAACAUCGCUGAACGCGUAUUCCAGAAUCCCAACGCGGCAUACCUCGCUUCUGGGAACGACGCGAACGCCAUCAUGUCACCACUGAACAUCGGACUCGAGAAUUCUCGACGAUUUCGAGCGCUGCCGGUUUACGCCAACCUUGUUGCGUAUGGUAAAGAGGGCUAUCGUACGAUGUUGGAACGACAGAUUGAACUCUCGCGAGGAAUCGCAAGAUAUAUUCUGGAGACUGAUGGAUAUGAGCUCCUCCCUCAACACGAUACUCCUCAGGAAGACGUCGUAAACAGCAUAUACAUCAUUGUACUGUUCCGUGCAACAGAUGAAGCACUAAACAAUCAACUGGUCAACAAGAUCAAGGCAACGAGGAAAAUAUAUGUGUCAGGUACAGCAUGGGACGGGAAGCCAGCAUGUAGGUUUGCAGUUUCUAACUGGAUGACGGACGCCGAGAGGGAUUUGCCCAUCAUCAAACAGGUGUUGCAAGCCAUAUUGUCCGACAAAGAGAGUGUACAGUCGAAAUAG
Alternaria incomplexa is the source of this 1524-nucleotide messenger RNA. RefSeq lists its product as uncharacterized. Gene Ontology annotation, biological process: carboxylic acid metabolic process. The transcript has a single exon. The coding region runs from base 1 to 1524 and encodes 507 amino acids. The record is from RefSeq and is a predicted model, not a curated record. Gene Ontology annotation, molecular function: pyridoxal phosphate binding; carbon-carbon lyase activity. Lineage: Eukaryota; Fungi; Ascomycota; Dothideomycetes; Pleosporales; Pleosporaceae.